UAUAAAAACCGCGACGGAAUCUCAGAACUGCAGACACAACAUCCAGUGCUCGAAGAUGAAGUGUGUUCUAUUGUUCUGCUUCAUAGCUUUCUGCUAUGCUGUGCCUACAGUACCAACUCUCCCUAACGUCCAGUUUGGAGAAGACGGUACCAUCACAAUCACCGGAGCUGAUGGAAAAAAGGUGGUUAUUUCCAAGUCAGCAGGAAGCGAUGGCCAAAAAAAUGUCGAAAUUACACUACCAGAUCCUCUAGGCACAACCAAAUCUAUCAAAAUCAACCAAGACUACAAUCAGAAGACAGUCAACAUCGAAGAUUCUUCAGGUGGCCGUUACAAACGAAGCUCUGUUUCAAAAACUUCGAAGGAAACUAAAAAAGGCAAGUCAGAAGCUGAAAUUCUGGAUGAAAUUUUCAAAGAUUACCAAGGAGCUGUUGAUCUGAAGUCCUACGAAAAGGUUUUGAAGGAAAUCGACAGCUACGUCAAAUCUGGAGACCUAGACUCAUCCAUAUACGAAGUUUUGAAAGGUUUUGCACAAUAUGACGCUCUAAAUCCCGAAGGAUACCCAGGACAGAACAAGAUAGGAUAUACUUCUGCUCUUGGGUACUCUCCGAGACUGGUAUCUCUCCAGAAUUACCUGAACAAAGUGAUCGGGGAACAACAGUCAUUGAAUGGUGGCUGGUAUGGCAAACAACCAGUACUUGGAUCAUCUCAGGGACCAAUUUGGUACAAGGACGCUCAGGCGCAGUUCUAUGGACCAAAUGGAGAAAAUCUUCAGCAGUACAGACAAUCAUACGAACCUCUACAAAAUCUGCCCCAACAAGCCGGCCAACAAUUUGUUCAGCAAAGCUUGCUGCCUCUGUCUGGACCAUAUCAACAACAGUUUCCUCAACAACAAUUGUAUCAACCCCAACAGCCAUUAGGGGUGCCUCAAAGCCAGUGGAACAGUCUCCCGCUCAUUCCCAAACAACAGUCAGCACAAAACCAGGACUUUCUUUGGGGUCAGCAGUUAUCUUUCCCUCAGCAACAAAAAAUUCAAUCCCAGCAAGUAUUGCCGCAGAUUCAAAGGCAACCAAAUGUCUUGGAACAAUUUCCGCAGCAACUUUCAUGGAGCCAAGCAGGACAACAGUACUACGGACCCCAGCAGCAGUACUAUGGGCCUCAUCAUCAAAGUGAAUUGCAAGUAUCUCAGGGUGAACAGCAACAGCAAUACAUUCAACCUCAACAGCAGUAUGAGCUCUAUCAACAACAGUCUUACUUGCCAGGAGGACAAGUACCUCAACCGAAACAGAACGUUAUCUACCCACCACAGCUGCAACAUAAUCUGAAUGAGCCAGUAUGGGCUGUUCCCAAACAACAGGUCAGACCAGAGCUGCAAGGAUUAUAUCAAAGUCAAGGCCAACAGACUCCAAGCGACUGGUACUACAGGCUGAAGCCUCAAGCAGCUCAGUUAGGUCGAUUGCAAUAUCCUGCUAACCUCCAGGUUGUUUAAUUCUUCACUAUUGUGCUGUCCUGAGUUUUUUCAUUUGAAUGAUCAAUAAAUAUAGUUAGUCAUUUUCA
Leptinotarsa decemlineata (Colorado potato beetle) is the source of this 1554-nucleotide messenger RNA. RefSeq lists its product as uncharacterized. Lineage: Eukaryota; Metazoa; Arthropoda; Insecta; Coleoptera; Chrysomelidae. The record is from RefSeq and is a predicted model, not a curated record.